Dujonia railenensis is the source of this 561-nucleotide messenger RNA. NCBI's taxonomy places the organism in Eukaryota, Fungi, Ascomycota, Pichiomycetes, Serinales, Debaryomycetaceae. The record is from the annotation of a GenBank genome assembly.
AUGGGAGUUCCUGAUCCUUUCAGAGACUCUAGCCUCCUUAGGGAGCACGCUUACUACGAUACAGGCGAUGUCGACUACGUAAUACCACCCUCAGAUUCAAAUAAGAAGAUGGGUUUCAUGAGCAUAAAGGAAAGGGGGUUGGGAAAUUUCGACUAUUCCUCUACCAAACCUCUUUACAGUAGCGGUAGCGAAACCGAAGUGGCAGCUUCCCUGUUGCUCUAUAUAUCGUGCAUCCUUUUGGGAGUUUUGGUAGUUUUCACCAUAGUCUUCUACAUAAUAAAAAGCUCUCCUAAGGAAACACUUGCUAUAAAAAGUAAACUCAACAACAUGGUGAAAAAAAGAAACAGAUCUAGUAGAAAAUUGAAAGGUAUUUUACCCAUGUCGCAUACACCAGAUUCUACACCACCAUCAUUAUCGAGCACCCCUGAGCUUUCAGACGUCGAGUCGUUUGAAUCUCCUUCUAGAAACUUCAAGUUUGACACUAUAGUCGAUGAUCUCCUGCAUACCUUAAAGUCAUGGACAGUAAAUGAGUUCGAACUUGAUAACUUGAGAGUACAUUAG